This is a messenger RNA of Thecamonas trahens ATCC 50062, 672 nucleotides long. RefSeq lists its product as uncharacterized. The transcript has a single exon. The record is from RefSeq and is a predicted model, not a curated record. NCBI's taxonomy places the organism in Eukaryota, Apusomonadida, Apusomonadidae. The coding region runs from base 15 to 590 and encodes 191 amino acids.
GUCGACUGUGCAACAUGGCCGCUGUCAUGGAGGCAUUCGAAGCACUCACCACGCCGCCCACCCUCUACUACGCAGCAGCUGCGGUGUGCGCCGGCAUGCUCUUCCUCGUCCGCUUCCUCCUCGGCUCGCCGUCGGCCUCGUUCUCGAUUUCCACGACCUUUUCUGGCCGACGCCCUCGCGAGGUCUUUGACAUCCUCACCGACUUUGACCGCGCGCCGCAGCUCAUGGAGAACUGCGUCCGCAUGCGCAAGGUCUCUGACGGCCCUGUUGGCGUAGGCACCCGUCUGGAGGAGAUCCGCAGUGUCAGUGGCGUCGAAGAGACCGUCGAGCUGGUCGUCGCGGCAUGGGAGCCGCCGGCCAUGUACGCCAUCUACGCCGACACCAUGGGCAUCCGUGUCCAGUACACGUACUCGCUCGAAGAUAACGGCUCUGGUGGUACCGUAGUCUCGUGCCUCUGCGAGGUCUCUACUACUGUCUAUCUCAAGCGUUCGCUCAUCCCGCUCGUCCUCUCCGCUAUGCGCAAGGAGGACGGCGACCAUCUCGACAAGAUCGUCGCUCGUCUCGCCGACCUCGAGCGCAAGACAAAGUGAGCGGCGGCGCGCGCGGGGGCUAGCGACUUCGGCUGUAGCUACGGCAGGCAUGUACACAUAUUGAACUUUUGGCCAGCUACGA